CCCCAUUGGAUCUGGCCUUCACAGGAGCUCACAAGAUGACGAGGAGGCGCUCCACUCCAUCAUGCAGGACCUGACAGCUCUGAGGCUCUGCUGCUCUCAGCUCAAAAAUGGCCAGCCUGGGACCAAGCCUGCAUCCUCCAGACAGGAUUUACGGAUAAAGUUGGAGCAUGAGGGGGAGAAACGGAUCAUUCUGUUCCAGCGGCCACUGAAGAUUGGAGAGCUCCUGGCGAAGGUGACCAAUGCCUUUGGACAGCAAAUGAACCUGUUCUAUGUGGAUAAAGAGCUCCUGCUCCCACUGUGGUCCCAGGAGGACCUCGACAAUGCUGUGCUGACUCUAGACCGCAGCCCCUCCUGCACCAGCUUGAGGGUGCUCCUCAAGACCCCUAAAAAUGACCGCAUGAGUGCUGCUCCUGACUAUUUCCUCCAGGUGAGCGGCAAAGAGGAGAAAUCGGGUGAGAUGAGAUCAUCCAAGUCCCUGGGGGACCUCAAGGACUCACACUUCAAAGGCUCGGAGAGAGUGCGGAAACACUCCACAGGCUCUCUCCACACAGGGCGCAGUUCGCCCCCUCCUGGCAGCGUCCCGGAAGAGCAGCAGCAGAUUGCACGGCAGGGCUCCUACACCAGCAUCCACAGUGAGGGAGAGUUCAUCCCUGAGACCCUGGAUCCCAAUAUCCUGGACCCCUUUGGGAGUGGGGAGGACUCCCUGUCUGACAGCUGCCAGUCACUGCAUCUAGACAGCCCCCCCUUUGCCCAGAACAGCAGGGACAAUGAUUACCUGAACACCAGCUGUGAAUAUAAAGGUCGAUACGGUAAAGGCGGCACCUUCCCCAGGCAGUUUCCCAUGUCCAGCCGCAAGAAGGACUACAGUGAUGGCCGGCAGACAUUCCCACGCAGCUUCAUGCCAGAGGAGAACUGGUUCCAGCUGGUUCCGUCCAGUCGUACGCGCAGUUGUAACGGUGACAGCACCCUAUUGCAUGGUGGCCUGUUCCCCCUGAGCUGGACCCAGCACUCCGGCCCUUCCAAGACCCCCCAGGCUCCGGUGAACUGGCGUCACGGGAAGCUCCUGGGCCAGGGCGCAUUUGGGGAGGUCUACCUCUGCUACGACGCCGACACGGGCCGGGAGCUCGCUGUCAAGCAGGUGCCCUUUGACCCUGAGAGCCAGGAGACAAGCAAGGAAGUGAAUGCUCUGGAGUGUGAGAUCCAGCUGCUGAAGAACCUUCGGCAUGAGCGCAUUGUGCAGUACUAUGGCUGUCUGCGUGACCUUGAGCAACGCAAGCUCUCCAUCUUCAUGGAGUUCAUGGCAGGGGGCUCUAUAAAGGACCAGCUGAAAGCGUACGGUGCUCUGACAGAGAAAGUGACCCGCAGAUACACCAGGCAAAUCCUUGAGGGUGUCUACUUCCUGCACUGCAACAUGAUCGUGCACAGGGACAUCAAAGGUGCUAACAUCCUCAGGAACUCCUCGGGGAAUGUGAAGCUGGGCGACUUCGGGGCCAGCAAGCGCAUCCAGACCAUCUGCAUGUCUGGGACAGGGAUGAAGUCUGUGACCGGCACCCCCUACUGGAUGAGCCCGGAAGUGAUCAGUGGCGAGGGAUACGGUCGAAAGGCUGAUAUUUGGAGUGUGGCCUGCACAGUGGUAGAGAUGUUGACCCAGAAGCCCCCGUGGGCGGAGUUUGAGGCCAUGGCUGCCAUCUUCAAGAUCGCCACACAGCCCACCAAUCCAGUGCUGCCAGAGGGCGCGUCUGACUGGUGCAGGGACUUCCUGCAGGUGGUGUUCGUGGAGGAGAAGCGCCGGCCCACUGCUGAGGAGCUGCUCAGCCACCCCUUCAUCCAGGGGGGGUUCUAAUGGACCAUGCUCUCAGCCCCACCUCUGACUCCCGGAGUCACCUACAGGCCCCUGUGACGUGCUCCGCCGCAGCUGCCAGGCCCUGUGGCUGUCCCCGCCACCGUGCGGCUCACAGCGCUCCCUGUGGCUGAAGCAGGGUGUCCCAAUCUGGCAUGGGUGUGCCUCCUCUCGCAAAAUGAACUGCCCUCACACGCUCCUCUGUGAGGCUUAGAUGCGGCAGUACACGGUCGAAGCACCAUCCUAAAGCCGAGGGGUACAAUAACUCAGAUUCACCAUGCUCAUCUCCUCUGCCUGCAACAAUGACGCAAGCACCUUACCCUGACAAAGUGAGGGCGUUUCAUUGGCUCUCCACAGGUGACAUAGUGCUGAAAUUUGUCCCGAUGGCAAAUGUUGUAAAACGCUCAUCAAAUGCCUUGUGUUUUGACCCCCAUUGUUAAUCAGAAAUGUCACUACCUGGAAACAGUGACAGACCAAAGCUAAUCCAUCAAUGAGUAAAAGGACUCACUUAACAGGUGCAUUGUUUUAUGAUAAUUAUUAUUGGGCAUAAUAAUUGCUCUGAAGAUCAAAUGUGACACAUUGCAUUUUAUAUCUUGCUUCCAUAACCUGACAUGCACCAGCACUGUACUGUAUUGUAUUUUUUAAAGGGAUCUCUUUAGAAGUGCUGUCUCCAAAAGAGACCUCGGAAAUAACCCCAGUAUGUUGUCCUUGCACUUUUUUAUUGC
This is a messenger RNA of Megalops cyprinoides (Indo-Pacific tarpon), 2565 nucleotides long. Its product is annotated as mitogen-activated protein kinase kinase kinase 3-like. Gene Ontology annotation, molecular function: protein kinase activity; ATP binding; protein binding. The transcript has 16 exons. Gene Ontology annotation, biological process: protein phosphorylation. Bases 62 to 1843 code for a protein of 593 amino acids. The record is from RefSeq and is a predicted model, not a curated record. Lineage: Eukaryota; Metazoa; Chordata; Actinopteri; Elopiformes; Megalopidae.